AUGUUCAUGGCCCAUUCAUCCUCUCUCGCAAAACUCCUCACCAAGAUCUUCAGCCUCCUUUGCCACAUCAAAUGCUUCCGAAUGGCUGAGACGAUCUUCUUCAGUUUCAGCUUCUUAUUUCCAUCUAGGCGUGGUGAAGACCCUGGUGUCAAGGUUCACUUCAAACUGCUUGCCUGUGGAGGAGUCAUUUGGAGUGGGAUUGUUGGAAGGGGAGUGGGUGUGACCACAGGUGUGGAGUUGGAAGGUCCUGAGGACUCUAUCUCAUCAUCAGACAGCUCUGAUGUUGUUGUGUGGAAGAAUGCGAGCGUGAUCCAUGCCAAGAUUCUGCAUGAAUGGGUGUCUCAUUGGCAUGUUAUUGGUAAGAGCUUCUUCAAUGCCUUCAUUGAUGGUGCCCCCCAUUGA
This is a messenger RNA of Laccaria bicolor S238N-H82, 402 nucleotides long. RefSeq lists its product as uncharacterized. The transcript is spliced from 5 exons. NCBI's taxonomy places the organism in Eukaryota, Fungi, Basidiomycota, Agaricomycetes, Agaricales, Hydnangiaceae. The record is from RefSeq and is a predicted model, not a curated record. Bases 1 to 402 code for a protein of 133 amino acids.